Molecule: messenger RNA, 1321 nt
Organism: Lolium perenne
Lineage: Eukaryota; Viridiplantae; Streptophyta; Magnoliopsida; Poales; Poaceae
Product: peroxidase 51
Biological process (GO): hydrogen peroxide catabolic process; response to oxidative stress
Molecular function (GO): peroxidase activity; heme binding
Source: RefSeq, a predicted model, not a curated record
UGCAUACUAAACAUACUACAAAGAGGUAUUAGCAUUUAGCAAGAGCGAAAAAAUGGCUUGGUCGUCGUUGCCGUUUGUGGUGCUGUUCGCUCUGGCCGUCUCCGCGCAGCUCGGCGCGUCCGACCUGGCGCCGGACUACUACAGAGACACCUGCCCCAACCUGGAAACCAUUGUGCGCGGCGUGGUGAAGCAGAAGAUGGAUGCCAACAUCCGGGCGAUCGGCUCCACCAUCCGCCUCUUCUUCCACGACUGCUUCGUCGAGGGUUGCGACGGAUCGGUGCUGAUCAGCUCGACGGCGGGGAGCGCGGCGGAGAGGGACGCCGACGACAACAAGUCCCUGGCGUUCGAAGGCUUCGACACGGUGAACGCCGCCAAGGCCGCCGUGGAGGCCGCGUGCCCCGACCAGGUCUCCUGCGCCGACAUACUCACCAUCGCCACACGAGACGCCAUCUCCAUGAGCGGCGCUCCGUUCUACCCGGUGGAGCUGGGCAGGCUGGACGGCCUGAGCUCCAGCGCCAGCAGCGUGGCGGGCCAGCUGCCGCGUCCCACCCACACCAUUAACCAGCUGAUCGCAAUCUUCAGAGCUCAUGGACUCACCACGUCGCACAUGGUCGCUCUCUCAGCGGCGCACACCGUAGGGCUUGCGCACUGCGGCACGUUCAGGGACCGGGUGUACGGCAACCCGGCGGACCCGACGCUGAACCCCACCUACGCGGCGUUCCUCAGGACCAAGUGCCCCGCCGACGGCUCGUCGGAUCCCAUGGUGCUCAUGGACCAGUCCUCGCCGGCGACCUUCGACAACCAGUACUUCCGGAACCUGCAGGACGGCGGCGGCCUGCUCGCCUCCGACCAGGUGCUCUACACCGACAGCCGCACCCGCACCAACGUCAACGCGUUGGCCAACAGUACGGCCGCCUUCAACUCGGCCUUCGUCGACGCCAUUACCAAGCUCGGCCGCGUCGGGGUCAAGUCCGGCAGCCAGGGCAACAUACGCCAGCAGUGCGAUGUCUUCAACUGAUAUGGAGUCACGAAAGGGAUUGAUGAUGCCGAUGCGCGCGUGCAUAUCGCUACGGCUUCUGAAUUAGCUAGUGCACGUGCGUGCGUCCAAGGUGCAUGAAAGUGCACGCAAUGUGUGCGUGGUAGUACGUAAAUUCGUUGUGUCUUCCGGUUUGUGCAUGACCUAUACAUGUUGUUUCAUUUGUUGCUUUUGUAUGUGCGGGCUAUGCAAGCACAUAAGUUGGAUUUGAUGAUUUGAAUGAAUAAAGCACACGCACCCUGAUAGUAAUGGGUGCACACCUCGAAUAAGCUCGUCCAUACUACA